This is a messenger RNA of Tuber aestivum (summer truffle), 437 nucleotides long. Lineage: Eukaryota; Fungi; Ascomycota; Pezizomycetes; Pezizales; Tuberaceae. The record is from the annotation of a GenBank genome assembly.
AUGCACACGACGCAGGAUAUCUUCCAGUCCCGCUUACCCCUCAAGUCCAGCGGCGACAGCGACUUUGGUCUUCUAUACAGCAUAGACGAGGAGCUGGCCACGUACGGGUGGUUGACGGAUACGGGUGUUAUCAUUAGUGGUUGUUGUGGAUUUGGAUCUGGCGGUGGCUUGGAGGUUAUGGAUGGGGAGUUGAAGGGGGUGAGCUUUGCUUGUUUGGUGGAGGGGAGUGGAGGAGGAGGUAAUGAAGGGUGGGUGGAAGUAGGUUUUUAGAGCUUUUGCAGAUGGCGUGUAUUCGGCUUGUUUGGGAUCCGUUUUCCAAAUUGGGUCCUGGCGGGGCUGGUGGGUGGAUGGCUACCAAUAAGGCCUUCAUGGAGGAUGUUAGAGGGGUUGGCAAAGGGUGGGUCCUGGAUCCGGGAGCAGGAGGGGCUGUUGUUUGA